Anthonomus grandis grandis is the source of this 1405-nucleotide messenger RNA. It is a transcript of the gene Aos1, whose product is annotated as SUMO-activating enzyme subunit 1. Gene Ontology annotation, molecular function: SUMO activating enzyme activity. Gene Ontology annotation, cellular component: SUMO activating enzyme complex; cytoplasm. The record is from RefSeq and is a predicted model, not a curated record. The coding region runs from base 137 to 1147 and encodes 336 amino acids. Gene Ontology annotation, biological process: protein sumoylation. NCBI's taxonomy places the organism in Eukaryota, Metazoa, Arthropoda, Insecta, Coleoptera, Curculionidae. The transcript has 5 exons.
AACGUUAUUUAUUGUUUCUAACCUCAAUGUUUUUCAUCAUAAUAUCAAAAAAUCUUCACUGUUUUUACCGGAUUUUCUGUAAGUUUUGAUAGAAAAGUUAUUGAAUUUUAUAUCUACGGAAGUUUACAAAUUAAAUAUGAGUGAACAAAAGCUCUCCGCGGUAGAGGCCGAACUGUACGAUCGUCAAAUCCGACUGUGGGGAAUCGAAUCUCAAGAAAGGUUGAGGGCAUCAAAUGUUCUUUUAAUCGGUGUUAGAGGCGUAGGAUCAGAAAUUGCCAAAAACAUCCUUUUGUCAGGCAUAAAUUCUUUGGUAAUUCUUGAUGAUGGAACAGUUACCGAAGAGGAACAAAAUAAAAACUUUUUGAUUAAUAAAAAUAGUAUUGGAAAAAAGAUUGCAGAGGAAGUUCUUUUAAAAGCUCAAGCGCUUAAUCCCUUAGUUACAAUUACUGCCGAUAUAUCAGAUCCUACUAAAAAAGAUGCAAAAUUUUUCGAAGGGUUUACCAUCAUUAUAGCAACCCGUAUUAAAACCGAUUUUCUAAUGAAGCUUGACAAGAUCUGCAGGGCAAGUAACGUCAAACUCAUUUUCGGGGACGUGUUCGGCUCGUUUGGAUAUUCAGUGACUGAUUUUCAUGAACAUGACUAUCAUGAGGACCAAAUUAAACUUCCUACUCAAAAACGGGCUCAUGAUGGAACAAUGAUCAAAGGUGAAAAAGAGAUAGUAAAAACUAAAGGUCAAAUUAUAUAUCCAGAACUUAAACGGGUGAUUAUUUUGCCUAAUACCAAACAAAGUAUUGACCAUAUUAAAAAAACCAAAAGGAGGAACGAAUACUUCUAUUUAAUGUUAAUUCUUCUGGAAUUCAGAAAUCGACAGGGACGCAAUCCAGAAUAUCUAAAAAAGGAAAAGGAUAUUGAAUUGCUGAAAGAGAUCAAAUCCGAGGUGCUCGACUUAUAUGAAGUUGAUCAUUCUAAACUUAAAGAUGAGCUUUUUGAGAUAGUUUUUGGAGAGGUUGUGCCAGUUUGCGCUAUUGUCGGAGGUGUGAUUGCGCAGGAAGUUAUUAAAGGAGUAUCACAAAAAGAGGUUCCUAUUAAUAAUGUAUUUUUGUUUGAUCCUAUCACAUUCAGUGGGAAGGAGGAAACUAUUGGGUGAACGGUGAACGGCAACAAUGAUAAUUUUUCUGUUUGUUUUUGUGAUGUACAAAAUGUCUAAGGGUCUCUGAAGUUAGUUUUAAGUUGCAUUUGUUUCUCCAGCUUAAGUUUAAUAUUAUAGAGUUAAUAAUUACACAGUGCUUCGAUUUUUCUAUUUUAAAGUUUGUUGCUUUAUGUUUUUGAUUUAUUCAUAUUUGCUAUUUAUUUAGGUGUAAUAUCUGAAUAUUUUGAUAUAAUAAAUAAACUAAAUGUAUGAGAA